Messenger RNA from Auanema sp. JU1783, 987 nucleotides. The record is from the annotation of a GenBank genome assembly. NCBI's taxonomy places the organism in Eukaryota, Metazoa, Nematoda, Chromadorea, Rhabditida, Rhabditidae.
AUGUCUACAGCCCAUGCAUAUCGUAUCCAUGGCAAAGGAGCAGAAGAAAUGCAAGAGAUUGUAUAUAAAUGUGAAAGAUUAUGUGGUCAAGGCAAUUUCUCGAGCGUCUUUCAAGCGCAGCUAUUGCAACCGGAGCAAAGAGUAAUUGCGAUCAAGAAUAUCUGGAACACAAGAAAGUAUAGUCGAAGUGCUAAUGAAGAGAUUAGUAUUUUGAAGGAGAUGCAGCAUGAAAACAUCAUUUCACUGCUCUACUACUUCUCCAAACAAGUUGAUAAUGAUUGGAUUGUGAGCUUAGUGCUCGAAUAUCUGCCGGAGACCAUGAUGAUUUCGAGAAAUAAAAGGAACUUUGUCUUCUCACCAUUUCAAAUCAAACUUUAUUCCUGGCAAAUGUUUUCAGCCUUGGAAUAUAUUCAUGCCAAAUCAAUAAUUCAUUUGGAUAUAAAGCCAUCAAAUAUUGUAAUUGAUCAUAAGCUGGGCUUAAUCAAACUGACGGACUUUGGCAAUUCGGUGAAGAUUGAUCCGAUGAAACCGCCCAUGAACUGUUAUCAGGUUACUCGAUUCUACAGGCCACCGGAACUUCUGUUUGGAUCAAUCAGUUUCACUUGUGCUAUUGACUUGUGGUCAUUGGGCUGUGUCAUCUACGAAAUGACAUCAAAUCGAACGCUAUUCAAAGGCAAAUCAUCGAUUGAACAAAUGGAAUUGAUAUUGGAUGUAUUCGGUUACCCUACCGCACAAGAUGUCGUGAACAUGAAGAUUUCAAGGCCUCGUGCACCUAAGAGAGACGCUCGUGGUCUUCAAUUGUAUAUAGCUCAGACGAUUCCGGAGGACAUGAUUGCUUUUCUCAGUAAUUUUCUCCAAAUUGAUCCCACCAAACGGCUUUCGGCACAUGAAGCUUUGACUCUCAGCUUCUUCGAUGAACUAAUUCAAAACAUUGAGAACUACGAAAUAACGAUGCCAGACUUUGUGAGAAAGAAGUUGGCCAAAUAA